This is a messenger RNA of Alternaria novae-zelandiae, 1794 nucleotides long. RefSeq lists its product as uncharacterized. Gene Ontology annotation, molecular function: sodium:proton antiporter activity. Gene Ontology annotation, biological process: proton export across plasma membrane; regulation of membrane potential; sodium ion export across plasma membrane. NCBI's taxonomy places the organism in Eukaryota, Fungi, Ascomycota, Dothideomycetes, Pleosporales, Pleosporaceae. The record is from RefSeq and is a predicted model, not a curated record. The transcript has 4 exons. Bases 1 to 1794 code for a protein of 597 amino acids. Gene Ontology annotation, cellular component: plasma membrane.
AUGCCUACCUUGGCGGUCAACAACUUCAACAUUGUCUGUGCGACAUUGGGAGGGUUCAUUACGCUUUUCGGCCUCGUCAGCUAUUUGAUGAAAGAGCAUUAUUAUCUUAGUGAAGCCUUAAUAUCACUCAUUGCUGGACUCAUCUUUUCUCCACAUGCGACCAAUUGGAUCAAACCAGAAGAAUACGCUCUCAACGAUGUCGAAGUGCUGGAUACCAUUACCCUGUACUUUACGCGCCUGGUGCUGGGUGUCCAACUUGUCCUCGCGGGUGUGCAGCUUCCGUCAAAGUAUCUGAAGACAGAAUGGAAGAGUCUAGCUUUGCUACUCGGCCCGGGCAUGACGUUCAUGUGGAUCGUCACCAGUCUGCUCGUCUUUGCUAUGGUCCCGCACAUCAGCUUCCUACAUGCCCUGGCCGUAGGCGCCUGCGUCACACCCACGGAUCCUGUGUUGUCCAACUCCAUCGUCAAGGGAAAGUUUGCGGAUGCAAAUAUUCCGAAGGAGUUGCAGAAGAUCAUCGUGGCUGAAUCGGGAGCCAAUGAUGGUCUUGGGUACCCGUUCCUAUUUCUACCGCUCUACCUUAUCGAGCACAUUGGCCAUGGUGGUCAAGGCUCGGACAACAGCACUAAGGUUGCAGUCGGCCUGUGGUUCGGUGAGACUUGGGGCUACACAAUCAUUCUCAGUGUGGUUUACGGAGCCGCUGUGGGUUGGAUUGCGAAGGAAUUACUGCAUUGGGCUGAAGAGCGGAAAUACGUGGACCGCGAGAGUUUCUUGGUGUUUGCAAUCACCCUGGCUCUCUUCAUUGUUGGCACAUGCGGCAUGAUUGGUAGCGACGACGUGCUUGCCUGUUUCAUCGCCGGCAACACGUUUACGUGGGAUGACUGGUUCCGCCUCGAAACGAUGGACGACUCAUUCCAGCCCACCAUUGAUAUGCUUCUGAACGUAUCAAUCUUCAUCUGGUUCGGCGCUGUCUGCCCGUGGCGCCUCUUCGCACAUUCGCCCGUCAUUCCCAUCUACCGGCUUAUUCCCUUGGGUAUACUCGUACUGCUGUUCCGCCGUCUGCCCAUCAUCUUCGCUAUGCACAAACAGAUUCAUCAGAUUGAGCAAAAGCGACAAGCACUCUUCGUGGGCUUCUUCGGUCCCAUCGGCGUGAGCGCCAUUUUUUACCUCUACAUCAGUCUCGAGUUUCUCGCCAAGAUCCAAGUCGAUGGCGAAGUCAGGGAAGAUGCUGCAUACCUGAUGGAAGUCAUGAACGUGGUUAUUUGGUUCUUGGUAAUCUGCUCGGUUGUCGUUCACGGUCUAUCCAUUCCUCUCGGCAAAGUUGGCUUCUUCAUCCCCCGCACCCUAAGCACAGCUUUGUCCUUUGCCCGCACAGGCUCUAACUCCCCCGAGGACACCGGUCCAGCUUUCCACAUCGAGGGAAACGACCAGACCAUCACCGAUGCCGAAGCGCGCGUUCGCCGCCGUCCAGGCUGGUCUCGCAACGGCGGCGAUUCGCUGCCAAACCGUGUCGUGCGCAUCGGCAGGUCCAUAAUUAGUUCGGGGACUAGCUCAGCCAGCACAUCGAGAGCGACAUCGAGAGCACCCAGUACGAGCCGCUCAGCUAGUCAGCCACCAGUACCAAUGGCCAGUGUCAACGCCUUAGUCUCGGACGGGGAGGGUGCGGCGCCCAAAGGAAAUGUGAAGGCUGGUGGUGAGAAUGCCGAGGCGCCGGAUCCGGCUGAGAGAGUCAUCCCUGGAAGAACAAUCCGCUUCCAUGACGAGCAAAACAAAACCAAGGUUGGAGAUGAAGAGUAG